Strongylus vulgaris is the source of this 663-nucleotide messenger RNA. Lineage: Eukaryota; Metazoa; Nematoda; Chromadorea; Rhabditida; Strongylidae. The record is from the annotation of a GenBank genome assembly.
AUGGGCACACAAAAUCAAGAUGUUUACCUCCAACUCCGCGAUGCAUUGUAUCUGGAUGAUGCUGUAUCCGGAGAAGCUGCGGGAUUGGCUAUGGGCUUGGUAAUGGUAGGAAGUUUGAAUUCGGCCGCCUUCCAAGAUAUGGUUCAAUACAUUUGUGAUACCCAACAUGACAAGAUUCAACGUGGUCUGCGAACGGGAAUAUCUUUACUGGCAUACGGAAGGCAGGAUGAAGCUGAGUCUUGUAUUGGACAGCUUAUCGACGUAAAAUCUAAUGCCAUGCUGCGCUCAACGGGAGUAGCAAUGUUGUCAAUGGCAUACGUUGGUAGUGGGCGCGCUAAUAUCGUUUCAAGGCUUUUGGAAAAGGUGGCAACUGAUCCAAAUAAUGACGUCAAAAGAUUUUCCGUUAUGGGAAUUGGAUUUUUAUUGAGCAAUAGUCCAGCUAUAUGUAAAGAUUACGUGGGAAUGCUUGUUGAACAUUUCAACAGCCAUGUGCGCUACGGUGCUGCAAUGGCGCUCGGUAUCGCUUGUGCUGGAACUGGAUAUAAGGAAGCCAUAUCCCUGCUCGAACCACUCCUUUCGGCCAAGGAAAACUAUGUGCGUCAAGGAGCUGUCAUAGCAUUGUCAUUUAUUUACGUGCAACAAACUGACAUUAGUUGCCCUAAG